AUGAGUGUCAGAAGAACCUCUGCGACGGCGCACAAUGCGGCCAUCAAAGACCGCUCGCAAGCUGUGGCCGCGCAGGUUGCAGAGCAACAAGGUUGGCUGGAGAGAAAACUCAGGCCCAACAAGGUCACCGCCAGAUAUCCAUUCAAGGGAGCGCCGUUGCUUUAUGCGACAUGCGCCUUUGGGAGUCUGGGAGAUGCGUUGUUCGGAUACAACUCUGGUAUUAUGUCCGGCUUGCUGGUCAAUCCCGUCUUCGUAUCUCGCUUCUUCAAAGACUAUGGCGGUGCAGACGGCACCACGAAUGCAGUCGAUCCAUCUAUCACGGGCAUUUCAGUCGCAUGUCUCCAAGCAUCAGCAGCCGUGGGUGCACUCAUUGCAGGGCGUCUCGGCGACAUCAUCGGACGAAAGAAGUGCGUCCGCAUCGGCGGCUUCAUCUACUUCUUCAGUGCGUUCAUUCAAAUAUUCGCUCCCGACUUCGCCACGUUUAUCGCCGGCCGUACGAUCCAGGGUCUGGGAGUGGGGUUUCUCUCCAUGACCGUGCCUAUUAUUCAGACGGAGAUCGCGGCCCCGCAUCGCCGUGGUCUCAUGGUGGGGAUCGAGUAUACAUUCCUGAUUGCAGGAUACAUGUUGUCGUGCUGGGUGGACUACGGUUUCAAUUUCCUUUUACCGAGCCAUAUGUCCUGGCAAGGCCCGUUCAUCGUGCAAAUCAUUCUUUCUUUUAUCUUGUUGGCCAUGUCCUUUUUCUUGCCCGAGACACCUCGUUGGCUGGCGAAGAACGGCUUCAUGCAAGAGAGUUUGCAGACUGUUGCGGACUUGCAUUCUGGAGGUGACACAGAGGCGGAGCAUGUGCAGCAAGUCUUCCUCGAGAUCCAAGAAGCAGUCAUAUAUGAAACCAACCUAGGAAAGUCGAGUUGGAAGGAAAUGUUCACCCGUUACCGCAAACGAACGAUCGUUGGUAUCACAGUCCAGAUGUUCGCCCAGCUGAACGGAAUCAACAUCAUCUCAUUCUACCUUCCGAGCACCCUUGCAUCAGCCGGAUUUGACAAUCGGAAAUCGCUCCUGUACACGGCUGCGAAUGCGCUUCCAUAUACAGCCGCGACAAUCGUAACGUGGUGGUUGGCAGAUAGAUGGGGACGGAAGCCUUUGCUUAUUCUCGGAGGCCUCGCCAUGGCAAUCCUGCUCGGUAUCGUCUGCGCCUUCACCGAGGCCAACCUGGACAUCACAGUCAAAGCCAAUGGCCAAUACGCCUUCGUCAUGCUGUAUAACAUCGUCUAUGGCUUUACCUGGGGCCCGAUGCCCUGGCUUCUCCCGGCGGAGAUCUUUCCCCUGCGCGGCCGCAGUAAGGGAAUGGCGCUGGCUACGACGAGCAACUGGAUCUUCAACUUUAUCAUUGGCAUGGUGUCUCCAGAUGCGUUUGCGGGUAUUCACGGGUAUUUCUACCUGGUGAUUGCGGGAUUCUGUCUCUUCUCCGCUGGUCUGGUUUACUUUUACUAUGUGGAGACGGCGAAUCAUACUCUUGAGGAAAUUGCGGUCUUGUUCGGGGACCAGGCGUUUGCAGAUGGGGACGGGGAGGUCAUGGAGGUUGCUGAUGUUAGGACUGAUCAUGGCAAGGAGCUUGUUUGAGGUAGCCGGACUGUCAAG
This is a messenger RNA of Aspergillus novofumigatus IBT 16806, 1638 nucleotides long. RefSeq names its product sugar porter family MFS transporter. The transcript is spliced from 4 exons. Gene Ontology annotation, cellular component: membrane. The record is from RefSeq and is a predicted model, not a curated record. Gene Ontology annotation, molecular function: carbohydrate:proton symporter activity. Lineage: Eukaryota; Fungi; Ascomycota; Eurotiomycetes; Eurotiales; Aspergillaceae. Gene Ontology annotation, biological process: carbohydrate transport; transmembrane transport. Bases 1 to 1620 code for a protein of 539 amino acids.